UAACUGGAGGAUGUCCCAGAGAAAACGAGACGAGGGGAGAGAGAGAGAGAGAAUUGAAUUGAGAGAGAGAGAGAGAGAGAAUUGAAUUGAGAGAGAGAGAGAGAAUACAGUUUUUUCGAACAUCAGCAAGCAGAAAGAGGGGAGGGGAAAGAAGUUGGACAUGAUCACUCUGGCAGUAACUUUCUUUCCCUUGGUAAGAAGGCUACAGCAGAAAAAGUAUUGAAGGGAGAGAACAGUGUGGAUUACAACCGGACAGCAGCAAAUGGUUUUUACCUGCCUCGGCAGCAUAUAGGCUACUGUAGAUUUUGGAUUAAUGUUGUCGUAACUGCAGAGAUCUAACUAUAGCUGUAGCAGUCAAGGUGUGUGUGUAUCCAGAGGAGUGCAUCAUGAGGAAUCUCCGCUUCCUGGUUCUGCUCACCCUCAGCCUCUGGUCAUGUGACCUGGGAGCAUCAUCCAAAGAAGUACAAUGCCCUUCCCAACAGGUAGAUGACUGGAAGUUCCCUCAGACGGCCAGACACAACAUCACAGGUUUCAAUCUGGUGCGGCGCUUCUCCCUGCUCAAGACAGCAGCGGUCAGGAAGAUCCGUAACCCCCGAGGACCCGUUAUCCUCCGACUGGGCAAGACAUCACUCAUCCACCCCACAGAUCAGGUGUUCCCCCAUGGUCUUCCUGAUGAGUUCACGCUGGUCUUCACUUUGCUCCUCAAGAAGAAAACACUGAGAGACAACAUCUACCUCUUCCAGAUCUCUGAUGAACAGGGAUACCCACAGUUCUCUCUUGACCUGAAUGGCCCUGAGGCCACCCUGUCCCUGCGUGCGCGGGGGGCCGACCCCCUGAGUGACCCAGUUGGGUGUUUGUUCAGUGGGGAGGGCGUUGAGUCUCUCCUGGACAGUGGCUGGCACAAACUGUCCCUCAGCGUCCAACAGGGAGCAGCCUCUCUACACGUGGACUGCAGCUCCAUCCAGACCAUGCCCCUGGAGCCCCGGGGAGAGCUACCCACCAAAGGACACACCCUGCUGGGCAUCAGAGCCACUGAUGCUGCCCCUGUGGAGAUGGACAUUCAGCAGGUGAUGGUGUACUGUGACGCCUCCCUGGCCAGUCAGGAGGCCUGCUGUGAGAUACCUGGUGCUCGGUGCCCCCCUGGUGCCCUCAAGAGUCGCCGCGCUGCCGAAAACGAGCUGGAGCAGCAGGUCCUUGCCUUUAAUCAGAUCCUUGGAUCCCAGGGCCUGGCAGAGGAAUUGGCUUCAGUUGGACACGCUGGACAGCACGGAAUGAAGGGAGAGAAGGGAGAUCGGGGUUCAGACUGCAGUGACUCUGGAUCUGGUACAUGCAAAGAGGGACGCAUGGGACAGAAGGGGGAGAAAGGCGAGUCUGUGCUGCCCGCUAACUGGGGAGAAGCUGUCGGACACAAGGGAGAUAAAGGACAGAAGGGAGAUAUUGGUCUCCAGGGACUAUCUGGAACCCCAGGAAAGGAUGGUCGGGCUGGAUCCAUCUGUGUGGUGGGACCCAAGGGACAGAAGGGUACCUCUGGAAAGUUGGGGCCUGAAGGACUAGCAGGAGAACCGGGAAAACCCGGACUUCCAGGAAUGCCAGGAAUUGGAGAACCAGGCCUGCCAGGCCUGCCAGGCACUCCUGGAGGACCUCCUGGAUCAAAGGGAGACAAGGGGCAUUCUGGGACACCAGGGAAAGAUGGAGAACCAGGAGAUCCUGGUCCUAGGGGUCCUGGUGGUGGUAAAGGAGAUAAGGGUGACCCAUGUGAGGUGUGUCCCGUCCUGUCUGCAGACCUGGGCAACACUGUGGCCCUCCACGGGAAGACGGGGCCCAAAGGAGAGCCUGGGGUCCCUGGGAUAGGAGAUCCUGGCCUCCCGGGUCUUCAAGGAGCAGAUGGGAAGGCAGGAGAGAAGGGAGGGGUGGGGUCUGAUGGUGUCAAAGGGGAAAAGGGUGAUGCAUGUGCUGUGUGCCCCACCCUGAGUGAAUUACCUGCUGCCUACCUUGUUGCCAUGGAACAAACCCUGAAACACAAAGGAGAGAGAGGAAAACCUGGGCUGGGACAGAAGGGAGAACAGGGGGAACCUGGAGUCAGUGGCCUGGCAGGGCUGAGAGGAGAGAAGGGUAACACUGGUGGCAAAGGAGCUGACGGUAAAAUGGGCAAAGCUGGACCCAGAGGACCUAGUGGCAAGGAUGGACUGAAGGGGAUACAGGGAGAUCCAGGGAUUCCUGGUCUAGGAACUGCAGGCCCUAAAGGAGAGAAGGGUGCGUCGUGUGGGGUGUGCCAGUCUUCUCCCUCUGAGGUGGGCAGUGGGACGUCCUCCGUCAAGGUGCUAGCGGGUGAAACUGGCCCUCCAGGGCCCGCCGGGCCUGCAGGAGAGGGCACCGACGGCAAACAGGGUGUGCCAGGUCGUGAUGGUCUAAGGGGAGAGAAGGGCGACCAGGGUGAGCAGGGAGACCAAGGAUUAGCCGGCACCCAUGGAACCCAGGGCCUGCCUGGAGAGCCUGGUCGGGAUGGACUAACUGGACUGAAGGGAGAGAAGGGAGAUGCGUGUGAGAGCUGUGCGCCUGUCUCUGGACGGCAGAUGGGUGUAGGAGGGGUGCAGGGAGCCAAGGGAGAGAGGGGCAACCCGGGACCCCCAGGAGAGGGGAAAGCAGGGAAACAUGGCAAACCAGGUCUUCCCGGUGUCCAAGGGCCUACAGGACCAAAAGGAAGCCAGGGUGACCCAGGAGUUGAAGGGGUGGGCAUCCCAGGACCUCAGGGAGCAGAAGGACCCAGAGGCCUACCAGGGGUGGUAGGUCCUCAGGGAAUUAGAGGACUUACUGGACCAGUUGGGCCUGCUGGGGACAUGGGUCCUAAAGGAGAGGAGGGGCCUCCAGGGCCACAGGGGCCCAUGGGUGUAGGUGUUACAGGACCCCAGGGUAAAGACGGCAAAGGUGGAUCCAAUGGAAUCCCAGGAGCUGAUGGAAGAGAUGGAACUGACGGAGCCAAGGGGGACAAGGGUGAACCUGGAGACUGUAACUGUAUCAGCCCUCCAUACGCAGGAACAGGUGGACCGGGAGCACCAGGAACUAUGGGAGGAAACACGUGGCAGGGGGCUCCGGGACAACCAGGUCCUCCUGGUCCUCCUGGGCCACAGGGCUUCAUCGGCAUCACAGGACCCCAGGGUAACCCUGGCAACGACGGGGUACCAGGGCAGCCGGGUCUGCCUGGGAGAACUCAUCUGAGGCUGCCUCAGGAUGAGGACCCCAGUCGAGGAGACGGAAAGAAGGUGUGUGAGGACUGCUCCAAGGGCUUGCCAGGGGUACCAGGCAUGGCGGGCACCAAGGGAGAGAAAGGAGACGAGGGCAAGACUGGCAUAGGCCAUGCUUCCGACGGCUGUGAGAGGUGUUUCCUAAACCAAAGGCUGCAGGGGGAGGAGGCUGCACAGGCUCCUACCACCACCAACACCGAUGGAUCUAAUGGAGGCUGCUCCGGACCAGGAACACCAGGCCACCCAGGAAUACCAGGAGCACCUGGAAUAACGGGAGAGACGGGUCCUCAGGGGCAAAGGGGACAGGCUGGAGUACCAGGAAAUAUGGGUCCUCCUGGUUUUCCUGGUCCUCAAGGCUCAUCUGGACUUACUGGUCAGCAGGGUGAGAGAGGAACAGCAGGACCACCAGGUGUGAAGGGUGAAACAGGCCCUCCAGGGACUAAUGGAUACCCAGGUUCUAUGGGACCACCUGGGCUUCCUGGCCUGAAGGGCGAGAGAGGGACACCAGGCGGUGCGGGAACGAAGGGAGAAUCGGGUCCACCAGGCAACCCAGGAUACCAGGGAAAGGCUGGAGUAGCGGGACCCAAAGGAGAGGCUGGACUGGCAGGUUCCGAUGGACCGAAGGGAGAUCAGGGCUCCCAAGGGCAACCAGGAUUCCCAGGAACACCGGGCCCCCCUGGUCCCCCUGGGAAACAAGGAAGAGAAGGACCACCUGGACCCAAGGCUGACAAGGGUAAUGAUGGACCACAAGGUCCGCAGGGCUCGUCUGGACCUCCAGGUUCUUCUGGGUCUCCUGGCUUGCAGGGACCUCCUGGAUUUGAGGGAUUGGACGGUAAAGAUGGGAAACCAGGAAUGAGGGGUGAGCCAGGGAUUCCAGGGACGGUAGGACCCAGAGGAAUCCCGGGUUUCAAAGGGAAGCAUGGACAUGUUGGCUUCCCUGGACAGAAGGGUGAUGCUGGACCUGUAGGCCCACCGGGGACAGCUGGUAGACCAGGAACUGAAGGUGACGCCGGAGCCCCAGGGCCUCAGGGUCGACCCGGUCCCCCAGGACAGCUUGGUUCUGCAGGAGCAGCGGGGCCCCCAGGACCGGCAGGCCCAGCAGGAGUGGGUAUAAAGGGGGAGAAAGGCCAGGCUGCAGACAGAGGGCUACCAGGGAUGGUUGGCCCCGCUGGACCCCCUGGUCAUCCAGGAAUGAUGGGAGAACCAGGCAAUGAUGGAGCUGCGGGUAAAGACGGAUCACCUGGUCUGCCAGGAGACAAUGGACAAUGUGGUCAAAAGGGUGAAGCAGGUACCCCAGGUCAGAGAGGCGCCCCAGGGGAGCGAGGUCGCCCGGGACCCCCUGGCGGAGGUGGGUACUCCUCCAAAUCUGAUGCCCCAAUGAUGGGCCAAGUGGGACCCAGGGGAGAGAGGGGCACCCCAGGCUCACCAGGCACUGCAGGGUCCCCCGGACCUCCAGGAAUACCAGGCAACGAUCCUGUGGUCAACUAUGACAACAUCAAGGACUUCAUUCGCCAGCAGGUCAUCAAGAUCUUUGAUGAGAGGAUGACCUACUUCAUGUCUCGUAUGCAGCAGCCACAAGAGGUGUCAUCUCCCGGUCGUCCUGGACCCCCAGGGAAGGAUGGUAACCCAGGCAGAGAUGGGAGUCCAGGAGCCCCAGGUCAGCCAGGACAGAUAGGUAGAGAGGGCCGCCAUGGACCCUUGGGACCACAGGGUCCACGAGGUCUAAAGGGAGAGAAAGGUGACAAGGGUGUAGGGGAGAUGGGUGACAGUGGACCCCCAGGAGCACCAGGUGUUCCAGGCCCCCCUGGCUAUGGUAAGAUGGGCCCCAGUGGCCCUGUGGGUCAGCAGGGGAUCCCUGGAGUCUCAGGAACCCCUGGACAGCCGGGUCAGAAGGGCAGGGAGGGCCGGUGUAACCCCUCUGACUGUAUGAGCCAACCAAUAGAGUGGAACCCUAAGGGCCCUCCCAUCAAGGGCCCCUACUAGAGAGAAAGUAUUAAAGAGGAGAGGAGGAGAGAUAGAUGAAACCAACCCAAAGACCAGAAGACACUAGAGAAAGGAGAGGAGGAGAGAUAGAAGAAACCAACUCAAAGACCAGAAGACACUAGAGAAAGGAGAGGAGGAGAGAUAGAAGAAACCAACUCAAAGACCAGAGGACACUAGAGAAAGGAGAGGAGGAGAGAUAGAAGAAACCAACCCAAAGACCAGAAGACACUAGAGAAAGGAGAGGGUGAGAGAUAGAAGAAACCAACCGAAAGACCAGAAGACACUAGAGAAAGGAGAGGAGGGGAGAUAUAAGAAACCAACCCAGAGACCAGAAGACACUAGAGAAAGGAGAGGAGGGGAGAUAGAAGAAACCAACCCAGAGACCAGAAGACACUAGAGAAAGGAGAGGAGGGGAGAAGAGAGAACAGAUCAAACAGAAGACCAGAGCUACCGUCCGAUCAACAGAAAUCAUCCCAGGAGAACAAAUGAAUACUGAAGCACCAAUAGUUGGUGUGGAGGACCCAUCCCUAAUUCAUCAAAGGGUUUGCCAGUUAGCUGUCCUUCUCACCGCCUGUGUAGAAAAUAUAUAUGUGUAGGACCUUCCUCUAACUGAUGCCUUGGUACUGGCUGAAGUGGCUUCAAUAAAGGAGAUAUUUGGACUGUGCUCUCCUCUCUUUCAUAUAUUUUCCCAACUUUAGCUGCCAGCUCUUUCUAUAUGUUAGACAUGUUUAUUUUGACAAUAACAGCAUAUCCAGACUUUGAAAAACGACCUGCAAAUUCUUUAUCUUCUUCACUAUCAUCCUCAUCUUCAUUCUGAUUAUAAAACGUGUCCAUUGGGAGUAUUAGGCAGCUACCUUGUGAUAUUCUGCUUCGAUCUAGCUUCUGUCUAGCCAUAGAAACAAAAUGAAUAGAAUUGACAUGGCACUCCCAUUUCAAAUGCCCAUUCUAAUCGUUCUAUCUCUUUGUACAUUUUGUUUGAUUUCUAUGCUUGAAUAUACUCCCUCAUCACUCCCUUUAACAGAUCUGUCUGCUUUGGCCUUAUGAGAAGUUCUCACCUUCUCUUCCCUGUUUGCGUGAGAAGAACAUAAUGUACACCUCCCAAGAGUGCCUGUUUUGUACAUAAUUCUAUUUAUAUGUAGUAGCUUUUUAUGCCUUUUGGAUUUGGGAUUUGGCGUCAACAUGGCUAACCGUGUUUUCGCUAUGGUCAACUGUCAGGAAUCCACUAUGAGUGUGGUUUUUAUAAGAGUUAUUUGUUCAUAAAAUAUACACGAAAUUGGAGAGAAAUUAUCUUUUUAUGUGAAAGUAAAUUGGAUUUCUAUAUGGUGGUAUAAUUAUGCUUUGGAAGAUAUUUUAAUUCUUGCCUUUGUAUAAAGUACAUGGCAUAAUUUUCAAAACUGCCUCAAAACUGGCAACAAAAAAAAAUCUAGUUAUGUAGCAAUUUAUCAACAAGUCUCUUACAUUAUCAAGCUUAUUUUUUGACAACAGAGCAACUGUAAAGGGAUAUUUGUUUCUCGUCCAGCACACCACUGGUUACUGUAACUAAAAUAGGGUUGCACAAUUCAGGUAACUUUCCAAAAGUUCCCAGGGUCUUCAGAAAUCCUUGUUUGGAAGAGGGAGGGGAUAAGCAGAACAUUCGGAAUCCUCCAACCAGGAUUUAUGGAAAACCUGGGGACUUUGGGCAAGUUGCCGUCAUUUGGCCAUGCUUAACGGAAAUAGAUGCUCUUUGACCACUAAGAGAAACAGGCUGAAUUUUCAUAGAGGCUGUUUAGCAUCUUCACCCAAACCUUCGCUGGCAUCGCUGUGCCAAUCAGCUUCCCCUCGUAUCCAUUACUGAGUACAACUUGUAUGUCUCCUGCCUUGUAUGUUGUGUUGUUUUGAAUGUUUGCAGUUUUACUUGUCAUCUAUACACUACAGGCCAGGGUGUCAGUAAGGGUGUCAGUAAGGGAUUUGUCACCAUGUUUAGAUUCAUAUGGAUGUUCUGAGUUGUUAUUGGAAGAGCCAUGAGGUUUUCCUGAUGUUGUCACUGUCCAUAGUGAUUUCUGGUCAGGAAAACCUACUGACCCUAGUUAUACUGAACAACCACCCCAAUAGUUCUCCCCUCUUCAUUCCUAGCUUUCAUAAACAUCUUGUUGAAACAACACCGCUGUUCCCCUGCUACUCUCAGUAUAUCUGUUGUGUGUUUUAUGUUGGCAUCACUUUUUGUAAAGAGAUGUUUUUUUUUUUAUGAAAACGUUUCAGAAAAAGUUAAUAAAAUGUUUUAAGCAGA
This is a messenger RNA of Oncorhynchus kisutch (coho salmon), 7491 nucleotides long. Its product is annotated as collagen alpha-1(XVI) chain. The record is from RefSeq and is a predicted model, not a curated record. Gene Ontology annotation, cellular component: extracellular matrix. The transcript is spliced from 69 exons. NCBI's taxonomy places the organism in Eukaryota, Metazoa, Chordata, Actinopteri, Salmoniformes, Salmonidae. Bases 387 to 5225 code for a protein of 1612 amino acids.